CGCCCAGCGCAUAGACGGAGCCACCUCCACCACGUCCAACACCACACAAAAUACAAGAUCGUCCGCACCGCACCGCGCCGCUCGCCGCCACGCUUGGGUUGUCGUUAUGUAAUGCCAACGCCCGACCUGCUGGUGCCCGGGCGCUUGCCCUUCACCUGUGGCGAACAGAAGGAAUGAAAAAAAAAAGGCACGAAAAGAGCAAGGAAGAGAAAAGAACAUCGUCGGGCCGCUCCUUGCUAGCUACCCGGCCUGCUGGAGUUUUGACAUGCUUGUGUCCCAACGUCGUGCCAACUUCUCUUGCCUGUCAGAAAGAAAGAAAAAAAAGAAAAAAAAAAAAAAAAAAAAACCCUUCACGCUGCGUCUCCUGCCCCCGACCCUCUCUCUCUCUCGCUCUCCUCCGCUAUGCCACCACACACGCCACACAUCCGAGAUUGAGAUUGCAGCCGCGCCUCCUGAACGCGUGCGUGCUUGCUACAUGUAAGCCACGACAAUAAUAACACAAUAGCCCUUCCCUCUUCCCCGAAAUCCCGCUUCAUAGCGCCCGCCGCGCUUCCUAAUAAAACCGUUGCUUCCUUGCAAUAAAUCGGCUUCAUGCGGCCACGUUUCCGAGCGCGAAUUCAGGGGGGA
Messenger RNA from Aplosporella prunicola CBS 121167, 627 nucleotides. RefSeq lists its product as uncharacterized. The coding region runs from base 174 to 494 and encodes 106 amino acids. The record is from RefSeq and is a predicted model, not a curated record. The transcript has 2 exons. NCBI's taxonomy places the organism in Eukaryota, Fungi, Ascomycota, Dothideomycetes, Botryosphaeriales, Aplosporellaceae.